CACUAGCGUUGAUUCUCUAAAGUAUAGUUUUUGAUAUUUGUUGGUUUGUGUUGCAGGAGUAGAAGCUGAAAAGUAAAAAGUUUGUGACUCAUGAAUGAGUUAAAACAGUUGGAAGAAGGAGCAUCCGAGCUCGGUGUUUGUAUUUUCGUUUGUCCGCUGGAACGAUGAUGGAAAUAGAGAUCUGUGCGCAAAAGGGAUACACGAACUGUGUGCAGUUUCGUGGGUCGCGGCACCUGCAAUUCCAUAACGGUUUCGCUGUAUUUGCGAGUCGCUGUGUUUUUAUGCUCUCGCGGAGUUACUUCCUGCAUGCUGGGAGCGCCAAAAGUGGCUUGGAUUAUCAGGCUGCACCUUACCAAAGUUUCAGGCGGUGGAGGCGACCCUGCGUGGCGUGCCCCAACGAGCAGCGGAGAUCGAAUGGAAGAGCUUGAGAACUAUGACCUUAGUUGCGAACCAUAGCCUUUCUUCAUGUUCCAGGAAAGGAUGCGAUAAAAAUAGCAACUGGUCCAGUUAGGAUUCUGUUUAUGGGAAUAGCACGCGGAGUUCCAGGCUGGAUAAUUCUGUAGAUACGAUCAGAACUACGAUACCCCAGAGAGAAAUCAGGGGGCAGGCAGAGAGUAAAUCGUCACGAUUCAAGUUGGAUUUAGGUCCUUUUGGGUAGUGGUAUAGUAGUGCUCGGUGUCGUCAAGCAUGGAUUGAUUCAUACUCUUGUCAGGACCGCAUAGUGUGAACCUCGCCAGAAUCAGUGGGUCGGUCAUUCGCAAGGGUUUAGCCUCCGCUGAUGACUUUGGAGGAAUGUCUCCUUUACUGCGCGACGCGUGAUGCCAGGGAUUAUGGAAUCUUCGUUAGCUCGAUGGACAUGACGUUGAGGUCCUCUUCGUGAACGUAACGACCCCUCUUUGUCUUUCAAGAAUGCCCAGGAUUCUGAGCGGAGGUGAGCACUGGGUUGAGUCGAGGACUACUCAUAUGAUUCUUAUGGUUUGAGCCUGGCGAGCAGAUUUGUAGUGGUUGACACGGAAUUCUCAUUGAUACUCUGAAGCUGCAAACUGGCUGCAGAUCUUGUAUGGGGAGCGCGUGCAGGACCCUUCUGUUUCUUAAUUGUGAAGGAACGCUUGGCGAAGCUUGUCUUGGGUUAUGGAAGGUGCAGUGGUGACGGUCUAGUACUUGAAAGAGUUGACUCUGCAGCAGCAAUGGGAGUGGACUUUGUCUUCACUAGUGAUAGCUUGAGAUUAUACACUGGGAAUGGAUGCGGAAGACGCCUGUCGUGGUUGCCGGUCGAUGGUGGUGCCAACUGAGUGCAACGACCCUGAAGCUAGGAGAAGAAUUCAAACUCGAUUGUCAGAUUUGUACGUUAUCAUGUCUUCGCACUCAGUAUUGACGCAGGGCGUCUCUAUUGGCCAGCCUAGCCUCCAUGCACAGAGCGUCAGACCUUCGUGACAACAAGUUUUUAAGAAGUGAUUCCAAGCUUCAAACCUCAAAUUAACUCUGAGGGCAAGAUUGUCGUUAGUAUUCAAGGACCUGCUGGAGGUAUCAUCGACCAUGAAAGGAUAAAGUAGCGGCGGGUAUUCAACAACGGUGAUGGGUGUCCAACAGAAAGCAUCAAGUAGCAACACUACUAACACAGCGUGCGCGGCCUGCAAGUACCAGAGGAGGAAAUGCACUCCAGAUUGUCCUCUCUCGCCCUACUUCCCUCCGGAUCAACCCAAGCGGUUCGCUAAUGUCCACAGGCUCUUCGGCGUCAGCAGCAUCCUGCGCCUUCUUAAACACGUUGACCCCUCGAAACGGGAUGACACAGUGAAGUCCAUCACUUACGAGGCCGACACUCGAGAGAAGGAUCCUGUUCACGGAUGUCUGGGCGUCAUUACCAUGCUUCAAAACCAGGUGUCUAAAUUGAAAGAGGAGCUUAAUAUUGCUCGCCAGCAACUCCUCAUGAUGGAGCAGCAGCAAGCAAUGGCUGUAGCAGGCCAACAACUCCAAAGUUUCCAAAGCCCUCAUGGAUUGUUGGUUGAAUCCGGUUACGAGGACUACGACUCGCAGCUAUUGAGGUACCAUAUUGGUGGUCACGAGGUUGACAAGUUUGACCAGAAACUGAACAUUCUGCCCUUGGAUUACAGAUAUGGAGGAGAAGACACACAUUUGAUGAACCUGACGAAGGCGGACCAAGCAGAGCAGCAUCGACGAACUGGGGCUUGUUUUGGAAUUGAUCCCGAAAGCCAUCGUCAAACGCAUUCGCAAGCUACGCAUGAUCAAAGUUCACGAAGCUCGACUAGCAUCAGUCCUGCAGGAUAUGGAAUAAUCCCGGACGCCGACAUAAAAGGAGCGAACUACUUGUUGUCGAGCGGACAAUGUCACGUCCUCGAUCACGAGCUUCGGCGAGCAGGCGUGUAUUUAAGUUUGACGAACUAGCAUUGAUGAGAUUGCUGAUCCACUAUCUCAGUGGUUACCACCGAGCCCUAAUCGUGAGCGCGCAAAAGGAUUUUGAAAAAAAAGGAAGAAAAAGAAAAAAAAAAAAACAGAGUGCCCAAGUCUUUUUCAGAAACGGCAGGAUGGAAAGUGCAAAUUCUGCUGUCAACCAAACAGUCGACGAAGAAUUCGCAACGUGAUAACUGAUCACGCCAUCCCUGGAAACAAGGGAAAAGCGAAUUUUUUUUUGUGAUGUGCUCAAAUCUCUUCAUUAUUCAGCUUUCAACACAAGAAUUACGUGUUCUGUCGACACGCAAUCGUGUGUUUUGUGUAUGGUGAUCACCCCAAUUGUGAUUUACCAGCACCGACAUGGAUAUCGACAUCAGCAGACCCAAGAAGCACGCGCAAGAAGCAGGGGUUACUUCAGAUGACAAGGAAUGAGAAACUGGCCGCCAUCCUCGACUUCGCCCUAAGAUCGAUUUCAUAACACAAGCAGCUGCACGGUGGGCUUAAGAGGUAAUUGCAGCUGGCGGCAAUCUCUCUCAGCGCUGGAAGAAUCUAGCAUCCUUACCGGACGUGUUAAAGUAGGAAUCGUUAGAUCUCCGUAUGACGUUCAGAGCCGACCUCAAUUCUCUUCUGCGCGUUCACUUCGAGGAAAGCUUGCACACUCGUAUUUUAUAGUGCUUGGAAUUCAACAAAGCACGGCUAUACUCCGGUGCAGUUGCGCAUGGAGCGUUGCGGAAGAAACCCAGCUUGGUUCCUGUGCACGGCUGGUGAUACUGAACGAAGAAUGAUCGACCUCCUCGACUUCCAACGUCUACCUAGUGUACGAGUGCAUUCAUGUCAUUGUUAGAAUUGAUUUCAUGUACAAUAGUUCACUGGUGCGAUCUCAGUUUUCAGAAUCUCCAUACAAUUACGGGAGGAAAAAACCAGGGCAAAAACUCAAAUAGCAAACACCAAACAGCAGGAAAAACAGAAAAAAAAAAAAAAAAAAAAAAAAAGAAGAAAAAAAAAGAGAGAAAAUAUCGCAGAUUGUCAGAUACUGUACAAGUGUUCACUGAGAAAUCUCAAAACAAAAAGACUGCCUAGUGAUAAGUAUCCGCGAAA
This is a messenger RNA of Physcomitrium patens, 3507 nucleotides long. Lineage: Eukaryota; Viridiplantae; Streptophyta; Bryopsida; Funariales; Funariaceae. The record is from RefSeq and is a predicted model, not a curated record.